AAAUCCAAGUGACAGAAACGAGAAGAAUGGCUUCCAAGUCGGCCCUUGUCCUCUGUGUCAUCAACCUCCUCUUCUUCACGAUGGUAACCUCCACCUAUGCGCAAUCACCAUCACCUCCAUCCCCAGGAAAUCAGCCAAGUUGCCCUAUCGACGCCCUUAAGUUAGGCGUCUACGCCAGGGUGUUGGAUGUCACCGUCGGCAGGAGGGAUUGUUGUACCCUCAUUGGGGGCCUCGUCGACGUCGACGCUGCCGCCUGCCUCUGCACGGCCAUUAGAGCCAAUGUCUUGGGUAUCAACCUUAACGUUCCCCUCUCCUUGAGCCUGAUUCUCAACAAGUGUGGCCGAAACGUCCCCAGUGGCUUUCAGUGCCCUUAAUUCAACAGAUAUAUGCACACACACACACACAUAUAUAUAUAUAUAUGUAUCAUCACUAUCUCCACUGCACUAUGAUCAUCAAGUUCCAUAGUUCUUGAUGACAAAUAAAUCAUAUCAAUAAAAAGUUUAUAUUGACCUA
This is a messenger RNA of Neltuma alba, 513 nucleotides long. Its product is annotated as pEARLI1-like lipid transfer protein 1. The transcript has a single exon. The record is from RefSeq and is a predicted model, not a curated record. NCBI's taxonomy places the organism in Eukaryota, Viridiplantae, Streptophyta, Magnoliopsida, Fabales, Fabaceae. The coding region runs from base 27 to 374 and encodes 115 amino acids.